This is a messenger RNA of Schistosoma intercalatum, 2324 nucleotides long. The record is from the annotation of a GenBank genome assembly. NCBI's taxonomy places the organism in Eukaryota, Metazoa, Platyhelminthes, Trematoda, Strigeidida, Schistosomatidae.
ACUGACAUUGUAAAUUGUUUUUAGGUCGUUAGUAAUAACGUCACCCCGCUGUGUUCGUAAAUGGAUGAACUUGAUAGUCUGCUAAAUGAGUUGCACCAAACGAAUCAAAAAAUCUUACAGAAAAAUAAUGCUUUCAAUUCAUCCUCCGAAUGCAGUAAUACUGUCACUCAUGUAACGAAAAUAAACGAACAGACUGAGUCAGACUACACUGUUCUUGAUCCAGGACAAUGUGAAUCUGGACAAGCCAUUAGUCGGAACGGUGAUCGUUCGAGUUCUUCACAACCAGAUAGCGUUCAAGAUCUCAACAAAAUGCUAGCUAGUCUUGACAACUUUGAUUACUUCCAUAUUGAUCAAAUUCCACAAGCAUGUCUUGGGUAUGGUCAAAGUGAAAGAGGUCAGUUACAUGCAACUUCAAAUUAUCAUACAAAUACAUCAACAUUGACUGAUAAUCAUUCAGAAAACAAUUUUAAUACUCUACACUCGAAUAAACAAACAAUGUUGGCAGCGAAAGAAGCUGAAAGACAAUUGGACGAUCUGUUAUAUUCUUUAAAACAAUUCAAGAUCAAUAAUCAUCAAAGCGAUUCUGGUGCUGAACUAGUGAAUAGUAUGAGUAAUUCAUUUAUUGAUAAUUCAAUAUCGGAUAUUCAUCAAACAAAUUCACAAACACCUUCACAUAAGUCUUCUACAACAUCAAAUCAUAAAUUUGGUACUAAUAUUAGCACUAACAGUAUCAAUAAUAACAGUAUAACAGUAGAUAUUAACAGAAGUUAUAAUUAUGAUCAGCAUCAUGAUAAUAAAAUUAAUCAGAAUACUGAUAAUUUGAACAUUACUGCACGAUUACAAAGGCAUAAUGCUAAACGUGUAAUAUCACCGAAAUACGAUCAGAUCAACAAUGUUUCAUCUACAGAACAAGGUCCAACUCAACUAUUAAAUUCAAUGCUUAAUGAUUUGUCGUCUGAACUAUCUCAGCAUGGUGCAAAAACUAAUCCUCGUGGACAGUGUUAUGCUUGUAAAAAGCCUAUAAAUGGAACGUUAAUAACAGCUAUUGGUAAAGAAUGGCAUCCGGAACAUUUCACUUGUGCUAGUUGUCGUGUUGGCUUAGUUCGUCAAGAUUUCUAUGAACGUGAUGAUCAAGCUUAUUGUACUCAAUGUCAUCUACAAAUGUUCUCACCUAGAUGUGGAUAUUGUGGAGAGGCAGUUGUCGAGAAAUGUGUUUUGGCUUUGGCACGUGCAUGGCAUCCUGAGCACUUUUUUUGCUACGAAUGUCAUUCCACUUUUAAUGGAUCGUUAACAGUACAUGAACAAAAUGGCAAAUUUUACUGCUCUAACUGCUAUUUCACACGAUUUGGAACUCCAUGCUCUGGCUGUCAACAACCUAUUACAGAUGCAUACAUAACUGCAUUGGAUAUGCCUUGGCACAAAGAUUGUUUUACUUGUCGUGAUUGUAAUAGAAUACUCACUGGAUCAAGUUUUCAUGAAAUUGAAGGAUAUCCUUACUGUGAUUCUCACUAUUACUCAAGACGUGGCUUAUUAUGCUCUGCAUGUUCAUUACCAAUUACUGGAAGGUGUGUAAACGCACUUGGUAAACGUUAUCAUCCAGAGCACUUUUUAUGUGCUUAUUGUUUACAUCCAUUACAAACCGGUACAUUUAAAGAACAUUCAAGUAAACCAUACUGUCAUCAGUGCUUUACCCAACUGUUUGGUUAGUACGGUGCACAAAUAUCUACAUUUAUAUAUGCAUACAUAUUACUGUUUUUUUCUUCUUGUUUAAGUUUCCGAUAUUGAAGGUUGGACAGUUAUGUUUAUUACCUUUAAACUGUCAAAAUAGUAUCACAAACAGUAAAUGUUAAAUUAUUUUUAAGUACUAUUCAGCUUAUGUUUCAAAGUAUUGUACAUACUGUUUGUAUUCUGUUUUUUUAGUUAGUCUUACAUCUCAUAACGUGUUUCUUGCUUAGACUCAACAACUUACACGAAGAUUUAUCAAGCAUACUGUGUUAGUCAAUAUUAUACUUUUGAAACUACAUAACAUCUAAAUAUGUGUUUCAUAUAUGUUUUCAUCGCCAAAACAUUAUUUGAUGUAAAAAGCAAUGUAUUCAUUUUGUAAUUUGAGUAUUACGUUAUAACUCAUGAUCAUCUUCACUUAAUUGAAUUUUUUGAAAUGUUUACGUGUACUAAGCAUUUUGAUAAUUACUCAAUCAAGAACCAAGUACAUACGGUCUAAAUAAUUGAAAAUUAUUACUGUUAUGAUUUAAAAUCUAUUUUUUGGUCCUGAUAUAUUGCUAUAUGUACACUUGGUAUUAGAAAUGUCACCAUAGUUACUUUCA